Molecule: messenger RNA, 1467 nt
Organism: Trypanosoma theileri
Lineage: Eukaryota; Euglenozoa; Kinetoplastea; Trypanosomatida; Trypanosomatidae
Product: putative mitotubule-associated protein Gb4
Exons: 1
Coding region: 1-1467 (488 amino acids)
Source: RefSeq, a predicted model, not a curated record
AUGACCGUUGAUAACACCGGGAACCGUCUCAACUAUGUCUGGCAUGACAUGCCGGAAGAGGUGCGAAGAGACCUUGAGAGACGCCGCAGUGGCGGGAAGAAUCCCAAAGAGGAGAGAAAACAGAACAAACGUGACACCAACGGUUAUGCCGAGAAGGGGGCGAAUGUACCACCAGCGAGGAAUGAUCCUCCAGAGAAUGAAAUCAUCCCCAAAGUGAAUAAAACGCAGCAAACGGCAGAGGAGGAGUACCCCACAGAAGAACGGGUGCCACAGAAGCAAGUAGAAGAAAAGAAGGAUCAACCCAAAGAGGAAGAGGUGCCACAGAAGCAAGUGGAAGAAAAGAAGGAUCAACCCAAAGAGGAAGAGGUACCACAGAAGCAGGUGGAAGGAGAGACAGAGGAACAACCCGAAGGAGCGCAGGAGGCUCCACCCCAAGCGGGGAACUCAGAAGAUGUGGAGGUGCAGCAGCCACAAACUGUUGGCGGCGCGAAGAAUGCAAAGACAAAGCACACUAUCCGUUUUCGGGGAUCAAAGUGGGAGGGUGUACUAAAGAAUCGUCAGAGUGAACUGGAGACAGCCUUCAAGAAGGACGUAACUGAAGGGAGUGGUUUGCCUGAGAGGCGCAUUUCAGGGUUGAAGUUUGAAUUUAAUGACGUUCUUAUUGCCACCUUUACCGUCCGUCAUGAGAAUGACGAAGAAAUGAUGAAGGAAGUGCACGCAAAGCUUGAAGCUUACAAUUUUCCUAAUACAACCGCAUUGUACAAGGUGGGCCAGUCCAAAGGACCAGGGGACUCGCAAUGUGUGGAGGUGCAGCAGCCACAAACUGUUGGCGGCGCGAGGAAUGCAGGGACAAAGCACACCAUUCGUUUUCGGGGAUCAAAGUGGGAGAAUGUACUAAAGAAUCGUCAGAGUGAACUGGAGACAGCCUUGAAGAAGGAUGUGACUGAAGGGUUUGAUUUGCCUGAGAGGCGCAUUUCAGGGCUGAAGUUUGUAUUUAAUGACGUUCUUAUUGCCACCUUUACCGUCCGUCAUGAGAAUGAUGAAGAAAUGAUGAAGCAGUUGCACGAAAAGCUCCAAUCUUACAAUUUUCCUAAUACAAUCGCAUUGUACGACAUGGAUGCGCCCAAUGGGGCGGGGAACUCACAAGAUGUGGAGGUGCAGCGGCCACAAACUGUUGGCGGCGCGAAGAAUGCAAGGACAAAGCACACUAUUUAUUUCCGGGGAUCAAAGUGGGAGGAUGUACUAAAUAAUCGUCAGAGUGAACUGGAGGCUGCCUUCAAGAAGGACGUAACUGAAGGGAGUGGUUUGCCUGAGAGGCGCAUUUCAGGGCUGAAGUUUGAAUUUAAUGACCUUCUUAUUGCUACCUUUGCCGUCCGUCAUGAGAAUGACGAAGGCGUGAUGAAACAAGUGCACGCAAAGCUUCAAGCUUUCAAUUUUCCUAAUACAACCGCAUUGUACGACAGUUAG